AUGGCCGACCCCCGUGUUGAAGAAAUCGUUGAGGAGGAGACUCCCAAGCAGACCGUUGAGGAUGCUGGCAGCGACUCCGAGUCUGAGGCUGGCGAGGCCAACAUUCCCGCCGGUGCUGCCGUCACCAUCCACUCUCGUAACGAGAAGAAGGCUCGCAAGGCCAUUGGCAAGCUCGGCCUGAAGCACGUUCCCGGCAUCACUCGUGUCACUCUCCGCAGACCCAAGAACAUCCUCUUCGUCAUCAACCAGCCCGAUGUCUACCGUUCCCCCUCCAGCAACACCUGGAUCAUCUUCGGUGAGGCUAAGAUCGAGGACCUGAACUCCCAGGCCCAGGCUUCUGCUGCUCAGCAGCUCGCCGCUGCCGAGGCUGCCGCCGGUGAGCACGCUGGUCACGACCACGAGCACGAUCUCGGCACCAAGGUCCCCGAGGCCGAGACCAAGAAGGAGGAGGAAGAGGAUGAUGGCGAGCCCGUCGACGAGUCCGGUCUUGAGGCCAAGGACAUCGAGCUCGUCAUGGCUCAGGCCAACGUGUCGCGCAAGAAGGCUGUCAAGGCUCUUCGUGAGAACGACAAUGAUAUCGUGAACUCCAUCAUGGCGCUCAGCAUAUAA
Aspergillus oryzae RIB40 is the source of this 609-nucleotide messenger RNA. Its product is annotated as nascent polypeptide-associated complex subunit alpha. Gene Ontology annotation, biological process: protein targeting to membrane. The transcript has 3 exons. The record is from RefSeq and is a predicted model, not a curated record. The coding region runs from base 1 to 609 and encodes 202 amino acids. NCBI's taxonomy places the organism in Eukaryota, Fungi, Ascomycota, Eurotiomycetes, Eurotiales, Aspergillaceae. Gene Ontology annotation, cellular component: nascent polypeptide-associated complex; cytoplasm.